Messenger RNA from Ostertagia ostertagi, 360 nucleotides. The record is from the annotation of a GenBank genome assembly. Lineage: Eukaryota; Metazoa; Nematoda; Chromadorea; Rhabditida; Trichostrongylidae.
GAUUUUGCUAGUGACAGCGAUGAUGACGAAUUGAACGCUACCCAACCUCCAGCUGCUGUAAAAUCCGAAGUUGUAGCGGAAGUUGCCACAGUUGUCGAUCUAAACGGCAACAAGGAAAUGUUAAAUGGAGAAAUGGACCGCCCGAAUUCCUCUUGUACACCGAGUGAUGUUGUUCCACAGUCCGAUCCACCUAGCGAGCCUGGUGAUAUCAACGAUGAGGUUAUGGAAAUCACAAUGCAGGCUCCUUUCGACUCGGUCCCCUGCGAGCUUGAAUAUUCCUCUCUUGAUAUUGAUCCUGAGCCAGACGAUCAAAAAACUCUUGAUCUUGAGUGUUUCGCGAAUAAGCUGUGUCGAGGCAUG